Anopheles darlingi is the source of this 1225-nucleotide messenger RNA. RefSeq names its product FAM172 family protein homolog CG10038. Gene Ontology annotation, molecular function: siRNA binding. The coding region runs from base 24 to 1073 and encodes 349 amino acids. NCBI's taxonomy places the organism in Eukaryota, Metazoa, Arthropoda, Insecta, Diptera, Culicidae. Gene Ontology annotation, biological process: regulatory ncRNA-mediated heterochromatin formation. Gene Ontology annotation, cellular component: nucleus. The record is from RefSeq and is a predicted model, not a curated record. The transcript is spliced from 4 exons.
ACCAAACGGCGGUUUCGAGAUUUAUGAGUCUGUUGGCUUAUCCUUUUCUGCAGCUCCUGCCCAGGAUUGUACGGAGUCCUGCAGCCUUAUUGGCAGUAAGCAACUCGUUCCUUAGAAUGGCCUCCUCAGAGCAGCACGGAGAUUCCUACCCCACAACCCUCGAAGGAUUCGGCUACGGUUUCAACGAGGAGGGCAAAUUACGGCAGCUCGAUAAGGACACGGGAAAGCUGACGGAUCGCGUGUUCGACUAUCAGGUCUACACUUCGCUCUCCGAGAACCAGGCACACUACGAGGCACUCGGUGAAGUCAUCACGGAGUACGUGUACGAGCGGUUGGUGGAAAAGGAAGGACUAAAGAAGCUAUAUUUGCCGUCCGAUGUACCACCGGAGGAGGCGACCUUCAUCUUUAGCACAAACGAGAAGCUAACGAAACCCAAAAAGCUGCUGGUACUGAUUCACGGAAGCGGUGUGGUACGGGCCGGUCAGUGGGCUCGUAGCCUCAUCAUCAACGAUUGCCUCGAUUCCGGCACACAAAUUCCGUACAUUAAUCGCGGCCGUGAGCUUGGGUAUGAGGUGGUACUGUUGAACACGAACGACAACUAUCGUACGGUGGGCGGAAAACGGAAACCGAUUCGCGGUAGCCGGAAUCCUACCGAGCAUGCGGCCACCGUGCUGGAGCAGUACAUUCGUGCUAGCGACCCGGAAGCGGUAGCAAUUGUCGCGCAUAGCUACGGUGGUGUAGUAACGGUCGAGCUUGCCCAGCGCUACCCAGAGUUCUUUAAGGAAAAAGUGUUUGCCGUGGGCUUCACCGAUAGUGUCCACUCUUCGUCGCUUGUAUCGGAACCGCUGAAAGGGAUCGCACGAAAUUGGGUGACGGCCAAGGAUCCUCUCGAUACUCCGCUAACGAUCACGAAGCAUGACAUCCCGCGACACUCAGCAGGACAUAUCAAACACGAGAUGACCUCGUACAGCUGCAUGAGUGCUCUGUUUGACUUCGUAGAGGGGCGAUAUUCGGAGUUUAGCAAAACAUCACCGGAACCACUCUCGAAGAAGGCUAAGGGAGACGAGCUGUGAAACAAACCGUUGCCAUGGUUACAGGCUGUAAAACGCUACAAAACGGCCAUCCUGAACACAGGCCGAAGGGCGCAUUGGUACAUUCGAACUUUAUGAAUUUAUUCGUUUUUUUUUGCUGCUUUCAAAAUAAACUGUGAAUCUUUUUUCUGAAA